This is a messenger RNA of Nannospalax galili (Upper Galilee mountains blind mole rat), 914 nucleotides long. It is a transcript of the gene Park7, whose product is annotated as Parkinsonism associated deglycase. The coding region runs from base 166 to 735 and encodes 189 amino acids. The record is from RefSeq and is a predicted model, not a curated record. The transcript is spliced from 7 exons. Gene Ontology annotation, biological process: guanine deglycation, glyoxal removal; protein deglycation, glyoxal removal. Gene Ontology annotation, molecular function: protein deglycase activity. NCBI's taxonomy places the organism in Eukaryota, Metazoa, Chordata, Mammalia, Rodentia, Spalacidae. Gene Ontology annotation, cellular component: nucleus; cytosol.
AGCGCGACGCGGCAGCGCAGCGAGUUUGCGCAGUGCGGCGGCUUCGCGCCUGCGCACUGGGGUCUGUCGGCUGGACCGGGCCUUGCGCGGCGGUGCUGCGGGACAGGCCGAGUUCCGCGUGGGCAGAGGAGGUGCGGGUGCAGGUCUUCAAGAAAUCUAACAGAAAUGGCUUCAAAAAGAGCUCUGGUCAUACUGGCCAAAGGAGCAGAGGAGAUGGAGACCGUUAUUCCUGUGGAUGUCAUGAGGCGAGCUGGGAUUAAAGUCACCGUCGCAGGAUUGGCUGGGAAAGACCCUGUGCAGUGCAGCCGUGAUGUGGUCAUUUGUCCUGAUGCCAGUCUUGAAGAUGCAAAAAAGCAGGGACCAUAUGAUGUGGUGGUUCUGCCUGGAGGAAAUCUGGGGGCACAGAAUUUAUCUGAGUCUGGUCUGGUGAAGGAGAUCCUGAAGGAGCAGGAGAGCAGGAAGGGCCUCAUCGCCGCCAUCUGUGCAGGUCCUACAGCCCUGUUGGCUCAUGAAAUAGGUUUUGGAAGCAAAGUUACAACACACCCGCUUGCUAAGGACAGAAUGAUGAAUGGGAGUCACUACAGCUACUCAGAGAGCCGUGUGGAGAGGGACGGCCUGAUCCUCACCAGCCGUGGGCCCGGAACCAGCUUCGAGUUUGCGUUGGCCAUCGUGGAAGCGCUUAAUGGCAAGGAGGUGGCUGAGCAGGUGAAGGCGCCACUCGUCCUCAAAGACUAGAGCCCGAGCCUUGGCCCCAAUCGAGGCCAGGCCUCAGCAUGUGGCCCGCCGGUGUGUCUAGGAGCUGCUGACCCUCAGGAAGUAGUGCAGUGAAGUAGCCACCACAGGGCUGUACCUGAAGACGGUCUGUACAUUUCUGAGCCUUGUUUGCAGAAUAAAGAGUGUUUAGCAAGCUCCUA